Brienomyrus brachyistius is the source of this 15348-nucleotide messenger RNA. RefSeq names its product HECT and RLD domain containing E3 ubiquitin protein ligase 2 (gene herc2). Gene Ontology annotation, biological process: protein ubiquitination. Gene Ontology annotation, molecular function: ubiquitin protein ligase activity; zinc ion binding. Gene Ontology annotation, cellular component: cytoplasm; membrane. The record is from RefSeq and is a predicted model, not a curated record. NCBI's taxonomy places the organism in Eukaryota, Metazoa, Chordata, Actinopteri, Osteoglossiformes, Mormyridae.
AUCUAAUUAUCCAACAUGGACGGUAUUAGAAUGCUGCAGAGCUAGUAACUGGGCUGAGGGGACAGAAAUAGAAUAAGCCAAAGCGAACGGGUUCAGCUGCGGUUGCAGCCAGGAGAGAAGAGAAAUAUGCCGUCUCCACCCUUCACCCUGAAUGGCCAGUUGAGGUUUCACAAUAAAUGGCUGAAAAUAGAUUUGCAGCGUGCCUUUUCUCCAGAGGGCCUGAGCGAGAUGUGGAACGAGAUGGUGAAGGAUGAAGAGGUCACACGCGGCGGGGAGGAGUCCGCACAUCCCGAAGACUGUGCAGACUGCUUCGGUGGUCAGAAGAAGGAUGAGUCCAAUGACAGAGAGAAGAAGGAGGAAGACGAGGCAUCUGCACCGGUGCACCACUCCAUCAUCGAGGCGUGGGACUGGGGGAGGCAGCCAGACGAGGCCGAGCUGAAAGACUGCCUCCUGGUGCUGGUGGAGGACCAGCAGAAGCUAGCGACGCACACGGCCAAGAGCACGCUGUCGGCCCAGCGGCUUUGGCAGCGGCUCCUCAUCCUGGAGCGCUAUCUCAUCUCGCUGAGCGACAGCAUGAAGGAGGAGAAGUACAAGGUCCGCUGGAAGAGUCCGACCAGCCCCCCCCUGCCCAGCACUGACAAUAAGAGCCCCCGUCCAGCUGGGAAGGGUGUGGAGGGCCUGGCCAGGGUGGGCUCCAGGGCGGCGCUGUCUUUCGCCUUCGCCUUCCUGCGCCGGGCCUGGAGGUCAGGCGAGGACGCCGACUUGUGCAGCGAGCUCCUGCAGGAGUCCCUGGAUGCCCUGCGCGCCCUUCCGGAAGCAUCGCUCUUUGACGAGGGGACCGUAUCGUCGGUGUGGCUGGAAGUGGUGGAGAGAGCUACCAAAUUCCUCAGCGAUAUCCACAGCAGUGCCAGUCCCAAAGGCCCGGGCAGCAUCCCGCUGCAGGACCAGCACCUGGCCCUGGCCAUCCUCUUGGAGCUGGCUGUGCAGCGGGGGACCCUCAGCCAGCUGCUGUCCGCUGUCCUGUUGCUUCUGCGUUUGUGGGAUCGCGGCACACGGGAGACGGACAACGAGCGCUCCGCCCAGGGCAUGUGUGCCCCCCUGCUGCCGCUCCUGCACCGCUUCCAGAACAUUCAGUGCAGCAAGGACCUGCCCAACACCGAGGACGAGGAAAUUGAGAUCUUGACGGCCCCCCUGAGCCCCAAUGAGAGCUUUUUGCACUACCUGGCGCUCCCCCAGGACAACGACCUCGCCAUUGACCUACGGCAGACGGCCGUGGUCAUCCUGGCUCACCUGGACCGGUUGGCGGGUCCAUGCUGCCCCCCACAGUGCAGCUCGCCUACCUCGCACAAGGGCACCCUGCAGGAAGUAAUUGGCUGGGGUCUGCUUGGCUGGAAGCCCUACUCCAAUGUGAUGGGGCCUGUCCAGUGCAAGACCCUGGCCAGCCUGGGCGUGACCCAGAUCGUGUGUUCCGAGAAAGGCUUCCUCUUCCUGUCUCGCAGUGGGGCUGUGUACCACCAGAACUACAAGAGCACCACCCUGGCUCCCAUGCUGGUCCCGGCUCUGUCUUCUAGAAAGAUAGUGAAGAUUGCGGCUCACCCAGAAGGCCAGCACUAUCUGGCUCUGUCAACCAGCGGCGAGGUCUUUUCCUGGGGCUGCGGGGAUGGCGGGCGCCUGGGUCAUGGGGACACUGCGUACCUGGAGGUGCCAGCCAUGAUCACGGCCUUCACGGCGAAGCCCACAGGCAAACAUGUGGUGCACAUUGCCUGUGGGAGCACAUACAGCGCCGCCAUCACUGCCGACGGCGAGCUCUACACCUGGGGCAGGGGCAAUUAUGGCCGUCUGGGCCACGGGUCUAGCGAGGACCAGACUACCCCAAUGCUGGUGACGGGGCUGAAGGGCCUGAAGGUGCUGGAUGUGGCCUGUGGGAGUGGCGAUGCACAGACCCUGGCUGUCACUGAGAAUGGCCAGGUGUGGUCAUGGGGAGAUGGCGACUACGGCAAGCUGGGUCGUGGUGGCAGCGACGGCUGCAAGACACCCAAGCCGGUGGAGAAGCUGCAGGACCUGGACAUCGUCAAGGUGUGCUGUGGGAGUCAGUUCUCCAUGGCGCUGACCAAAGAGGGCCAGGUGUACACCUGGGGGAAGGGGGACAACCAGCGGCUGGGCCACGGCACGGACGAGCACGUCCGCUACCCCAAGCUGCUGGACACCUUGCAGGGAAAGAAGGUGGUUGACAUCGCGGUGGGCUCCACGCACUGCCUGGCUCUCACGGACGAGGGUGAGGUGCACAGCUGGGGCAGCAACGACAAGCAGCAGCACUUCGACACUCUCUUCUCCAACAAGAAGCAGCCCAAGGCCCUGCCAGGCUUCAGCUCCAAGAACAUUGUAGGCAUCGCGUGCGGCCCUGCUCAGAACUUCACCUGGUCCUCCUGUUCGGACUGGUCUGUGGGGCUGCGGGUGCCCUUUGUGGUGGAUGUGUGCCCCAUGACCUUCGAGCAGUUGGACCUGCUCUUACGGCAGGUCAGCGAGGGCAUGGAUGGCAGCUCUGACUGGCCCCCCCCACAAGAGAAGGAGUGUAUGGUGGUGGCCACACUGAAUCUGCUGAAGCUCCAGCUCCACUCCGCCAUCAGUAACCAGGUGGACCCGGAGGAGCUCGGCCUGGGUCCCGGGGGGGCACUGCUGGGCAGCCUGAAGCAGGCUGUGGUGACCCUGGCCAGCAAUGCGGGGGUGCUCUGCACGGUGCAGACCGCUGCUCAGGCCGUGUUGCAGAGUGGCUGGUCUGUGCUGUUGCCCACCGCCGAGGAGAGGGCCCGCGCGCUGUCCUCACUGCUGCCCAACUCGGUGUCGGGGAACGAGAUGGCUGUCAGUCCCGGCCGCCGCUUCAUGAUAGACCUGCUGGUGAGCAGUCUAAUGGCCGACGGAGGCUUGGAGUCUGCCCUCAACGCCGCCAUCACAGCCGAGAUACAGGACAUCGAGGCCAAAAAGGAGGCGCAGAAAGAAAAGGAGAUCGAUGAGCAGGAGGCCAAUGCGUCCACGCUGCACCGGAGCAGGACUCCCCUAGACAAAGACCUCAUCAACACGGGCAUCUACGAGUCUGCAGGGAAGCAGACCUUGCCCCUGGUGCAGCUGGUGCAGCAGCUGCUCAGGAACAUCGCCUCGCAGACAGUGGCCCGAUUGAAGGACGUGGCGCGGCGCAUCUCCAGCUGCAUGGAGACCGACCACGUCAGCAAGGAGCGCUCGGCCCCCCUGGACCUGCUGCUCCGCUUCCAGCGGCUGCUGGUCAGCAAGCUGUACAUAGGCCUCGACCGGGCCGAACUCGCCACCGGCUACGAUCCUGAGCUCCUGGGGGUGGGGUCAUUGCUGAAGAAGUACAUUGCCCUGCUUUGUACUCACAUCGGCGACAUCCUGCCUGUGGCGACCAGCAUCGCCUUCACGGGGCACCGCCAUUUUGCCGAGGUGUCCCGUGUCAUUGAGGGCGACCUCACCGGGGUUCUGCUUCCAGAGCUGGUGGUAUCCAUCAUACUGCUGCUCGCCAUCGACACUGGCCUCAUGCAGGAGACCGGUUCCAUCCCUCUACUGGCCAGCCUGCUGGAGCACCUGGACCGCUUCAACCACUUGGCCCCUGGCCACGACAGAGACGACAAUGAAGACUUGGCCUGGCCAGGCAUUAUGGGCUCCUUCUUCAAAGGCCAAAGCUGUAGGAACAACGAAGAGGUGUCCCUCAUCCGCAAGGGUGAUCUAGAAAACCACAACAAGGACGGUGGCUUCUGGACAGUCAUCGACGGCAAGGUCUACGAUAUCAAGGACUUUCAGGCCCAGAGCCUCACUGGGAGCAGCGUCCUUGCCCAGUUUGCUGGAGAAGAUCCAGUUGUUGCCCUGGAAGCCGCCCUGCAGUUUGAGGACACCCGGGAGUCCAUGCAGGCCUUCUGUGUCGGCCAGUACAUAGAACCCAACCAGGAGACGGUGACCACGCCUGACCUGAGCAGCCUCUCCUCACCCCUGAUCGACACAGAGAGGAACCUGGGUCUUCUCCUGGGCCUCCACGCUUCCUACCUUGCCAUGAGCACGCCUCUCUCGCCCAUGGAGAUUGAAUGUGCCAAAUGGUUGCGGUCCUCGAUUUUCUCCGGGGGCCUGCAGACCAGUCAGAUCCACUACAACUACAACGAGGAGAAGGACGAGGACCACUGCAGCUCACCGGGGACAACCACACCCGACAAGUCCCGGCUUUAUUCCCGGCGGCUGACCUUGAGCGACCAUUCCCAGCCCUUCCUCCAGGCCAUCGCCGACAACAACCUCCAGGACCACACCGUGAAGGAUUUUCUGUGCCAAAUCGAGCGCUGCUGUAAGCAGCACCACCUCAUCACCCCCAUCGUCUUCCCCCCGGAACACCCCGUGGAGGAAGUGGGCCGCCUGCUCCUCUGCUGCCUUCUCAAACACCAGGAUCUGGGUCAUGUUGCCCUCUCACUCGUCAACCAGUGUGCCUUGGGUGUGGACCAAGGGAAGCAGAAGUCUUUUCCCAAGUCAGUGAUUGACGUGUGUCGCAUGGUCUACCAGGCAAAGUGCUCCCUGAUAAAGACGCACCAAGAGCAGGGUCGCUCCUACAAGGAGGUGUGCGCUCCUGUGGUGGAGCGCCUGCGCUUCCUGUUCAACGAGCUGCGGCCGGCGGUCAGCAGCGACCUGUCUAUCGUGUCCAAGCUGAAGCUGCUGAGCUCGCAGCCGCGCUGGAAGACCAUCACGCGGAAGCUCAUCCGGGACCGGCGCAAGAAGAGAGUGCCUAAGAAGACUGACUCCGUUGACUUGGAAGAUUCUAAACUGGACAAUGACGAGACCAGUGGGGAGGAGCCCUGUGUGCUUCCCAGCAGUGCCGCUCUGGUGGACAAGAAGCCUCCCCAGGCUAAGUCCCCCAAGGACAGGUGGCAGCCGCUCCUGAGCACGGUGGCCAGCGUGCACAGGUACCGCUGGCUGAAGCACAGCGUCCAGGGCCCACCUCCACAGUCCAGCCUCAUGACCACCAUUGUGGAGUUUGCACUUAAGGAGGAGCCACUGGAUGUGGAGAAGAUGCGGAAGUGUCUCCUUAAACAGCUGGAGCGAGCAGAGGUGAGGCUGGAGGGCAUAGACACCAUGCUGAAGCUGGCAUCUAAGAGCUUCUUGCUGCCGUCGGUGCAGUACGCCAUGCUGUGUGGGUGGCAGAGACUCAUCCUUGAAGGGACCAACAUUGGGAAGCCACUGUCCGACUGCCUGAAGGAUGUGGACCUCAUUCCGCCUUUUAACCGCAUGCUGCUGGAGGUCACCUUCGGCAAGCUGUACUCCUGGGCCAUCCAGAACGUGCGGGCCAUCCUGCUGGAUGCCAGCGUCAGGUUUAAGGAGCUUGGCAUUCAGCCUGUGCCCCUGCAAACUAUCACCAAUGAGAACCCGGCAGGCCCCAGCCUGGGCACCAUCCCACAGGCCCGCUUUCUGCUGGCCAUGCUCAACAUGCUGUCCCUCAAGCACAGUGCCAACAGCCUGAGCCUCCUGCUCAACUCGGGCAUGCUGGCUCUCAGCCAGAGCAUCCUCCGUCUCAUCGGUCCCAGCACGGACAACACAGAGGAGGACCCGGGCUCUGCCACCCACGGCGGCUCGGCCACGGUGCUGGAGGAGUCCCGCAAAGAGGCAGCGCCAGUCCCCCUGCCAGCCUCCGGGCCGGAACUGGCGGCCAUGAUGAAGAUCGGCACACGGGUGAUGAGGGGCUUGGACUGGAAGUGGGGAGAUCAGGAUGGGCCGGCCCCGGCUCUGGGCCGUGUGAUCGGCGAGCUGGGCGAGGAUGGCUGGAUCAGGGUGCAGUGGGACACCAGCAGUACCAACUCCUACAGGAUGGGCAAGGAGGGCAAGUAUGACCUGAAGCUGGCAGAGCCUCCACCGGCUGUGCCGACCACCACGGAGGACUCGGACACGGAGGACGACACCGAAGGAGAGCCGGUGGAGAAAAGCGCACACCCCACAGCCCUGAUGCUGACCAGCACGGUGAACCUGCUGAAGACCCUGGCGCUAUCGGCCGGCAUCCACGCCGAGGUCAUGCAGAUGGAGGCCAUGCGGACGCUGUGCGGCCUGCUCCGGAUGUUGGUGGAGAGUGGGGCCGGCGACAAGACGGGCUGCUCCACCCACAGGCAGGUGUUGCGGGAGCAGCACCGCAGCUGGUGCACGCUGGGUUUCAUUCGCAGCGUCGCCCUCAUGCCCCACAUGUGCAGUGCUCUCAGUACCUCGGCCUGGAUUAGCCUGCUCCUCAAGAUCGUGGAGGGUCACCAGUCCUUCACUGCUGGCACACUACAGAGGCAGAUCCUGGCCCUCCGGCUCCUGCAGGCAGUGCUACCUUCCUGGGAGAAGGCGGAGCGCUCACAGGACAUGAAGCUCCUGGUGGAGAAGCUCUUUGGCUUCCUGGGCAGCCUGCUGAGCACCUGCUCCUCUGACCUGCCCUUGCUGAGAGAGGGCUUCCUGCGGAGGAGGAAGUCCCGCCCCCAGGCCUCGCUGACCGCCACCCACAGCAGCACGCUGGCAGAGGAGAUCGUGGCUGUGCUGCGGACACUGCACUCCCUGGGCCAGUGGAACAGCCUGAUCAACGACUACAUCAACUCUCAGCUGGGCUGCAUCGGCGACGUCAUGGCUGGUCGGCACUCGGAGGCGGCCCUGCUGGAGGAAUACUUUCCUGACGCAGAGGCCCCCGCAGUGGGCAGCCUGAUGGCCGUGCUGGCUGUGAUCGGCGGCAUUGACGGGCGCCUGCGUCUGGGCGGCCAGGUGGUACACGAGGAAUACGGUGAGGGCACGGUGACUCGCAUAACGCCCAAGGGCCGUAUCACCGUGCAGUUCCACGAGACGAGGACGUGCCGAGUGUGCCUGCUGAGCCAGCUGAAACCGCUGCCGGUGGUGCCCUUCAGUGUGACUAACCUGCCCUUCACGGAGCCCAUGCUGGGCGUCUGGGCACAGCUGGUGAACCUGGCAGGCAGCAAGCUGGAGAAGCAGCGUAUGAAGAAGCCCCUGAGCCGUGGCCUUACAGACCAGGUGGACCUGCACUUGCUGCGCUCUCAGCAGCUGCGGCUGUACGUGCUGAAGGCUGCCCGGGCGCUGCUGUCCCACCAGGACAAGCUGCGGCAGAUCCUGUCCCAGCCAGCCAUCCUGGAGUCGGGCCCCAGCCCUGGUGUGGACGAGGGGGCGGCAUCGCCCUUGGAUGCAGGGGACCUGUCCCCGGAGGGGCCUCAACCCCCCCUCAUCCUCCUGCAGCAGCUGCUGUCGGCCGCCACACAGCCAUCUCCCAUCAAAGCCAUUUUCGACAAGCAGGAGCUGGAGGCCGCCGCCCUCGCUGUGUGCCAGUAUCUAGCGGUGGAGGCCACGCACCCCUCAUCUCCACUGCUAGAGGAGAGCAGCUCCAGCGAGGACACCACCCCAGUCACCGUGCAGCAUAUGCGUCCGCCCAAGCAGAAGAAACAUAAGGGCUCGCCGGUGCCCCCUGUGCCUGUGGUGGUGCAGCUGAUGGAGAUGGGCUUCCAGCGGAAGAACAUCGAAUUUGCUCUCAAGUCUUUGUCGGGCACUACAGGCAGCGCCUCUGGGACCCCCGGCGUGGAGGCCUUGGUGAGCUGGCUGCUGGAUCACCCCGACGUCCACGUCACAGAGGUGUCGGAUGCGGACACGGUGUCUGACGAGUAUUCGGAGGAGGAGGUACUGGAGGAGCUGGACGAAUCUGAGACGGCCUUUCCUGUGCCCCCCGGCGCUGUGGUAACGGAGAGCCAGACAUUCAAGAAGAGGUCUGAUUUCCAGAGCAACGAUGACUACGCGGUUUAUGUUCGGGAAAACAUUCAGGUGGGCAUGAUGGUCAGGUGCUGCAGAACGUAUGAGGAGGUGUAUGAGGGCGACGUGGGGAAGGUGAUUAAGCUGGAUCGGGACCGUCUCCAUGACCUGAACGUGCAGUGUGAUUGGCAGCAGAAGGGCGGGACCUACUGGGUGCGGUACAUCCACACAGAGCUGUUGGGCUUCCCACCGCAGAGCUCCCCCUCUCACAUCAAGAUUGGAGACAAGGUUCGAGUGAAGCUCUCUGUGACCACGCCCAAGUACAAGUGGGGCUCGGUAACCCACAGAAGCGUUGGGGUUGUGAAAGCUUUCAGUGCCAACGGGAAGGACGUGAUCGUCGACUUCCCCCAGCAGUCGCACUGGACUGGCCUGCUGUCGGAGAUGGAGCUGGUGCCCAGCAUCCAUCCCGGAGUCAGGUGUGACGGCUGCCAGAUGUUCCCGAUUAACGGACCCAGGUUCAAGUGCAGGAACUGCGACGACUUUGACUUCUGCGAGAGCUGCUUCAAGACUCGCAAGCACAACAGCAGGCACUCGUUCGGCCGGAUCAAUGAGCCCGGCCAGUCGCCCACGUUCUGUGGCCGCGCUGGGAAGCAGCUGAAAAGGCACCGGGGCGGCCAGCGUGGGAUGCUGAUCGAGGAUUGGUCGCGCGCCGUCAAGAGCCUCAGCGUCUCGUCCUCGGUCAACCAGGCGUCGCGCCUCAUCGACUCCAGCGAGCAGUACUGGCAGUCCUCGGGCUCCCAGGGCAAGCACUGGAUCCGCCUGGAGCUCUUCCCAGACGUUCUGGUCCACAGGCUGAAGAUGAUCGUAGAUCCGGCGGACAGCAGCUACAUGCCGUCCCUUGUAGUGGUAUCAGGUGGAAAUUCUCUGAACAACCUUAUAGAGCUGAAGACAAUCAACAUUAACCCCACUGACACCACGGUUGUCCUCCUCAGUGACUGUACAGAGUAUCACAGGUACAUCGAGAUCGCCAUUAAGCAGUGCCGCAGCUCGGGCAUCGACUGCAAGAUCCACGGGCUGGGCAUCGUGGGCCGCAUCCGGGCCGACGACGAGGACCUGGCCACCGUCCCCUUCCUGGCCUCCGAUAACGAGGAGGACGAUGACGAUAAGACCGGCACUGGCAGUCUGGCACGGAAGAAAUCCGCUGGUCUGGAAUCAGCCGCCACGAUAAGAACGAAAGUCUUUGUCUGGGGGCUGAAUGACAAGGACCAGCUGGGUGGACUCAAGGGAUCCAAGAUCAAGGUGCCUUCGUUCUCGGAGACCCUCUCCGCGCUCAACGUGGUGCAGGUGGCAGGCGGCUCCAAGAGCCUGUUUGCGGUCACAGCGGAGGGGAAGGUUUACGCCUGCGGUGAGGCUACCAACGGGCGUCUGGGCCUCGGCCUGUCCAGUGGCACCAUCCCCAUCCCCCGGCAGAUCACAGCCCUCAGUAACUACGUGGUGAAGAAGGUGGCGGUGCACUCAGGUGGUCGCCACGCCAUGGCCCUGACGGUGGACGGCAAGGUGUUCUCCUGGGGCGAGGGAGACGACGGGAAGCUCGGCCACUUCAGUCGCAUGAACUGCGACAAGCCGAGGCUCAUUGAGGCCCUGAAGACCAAGCGGAUCAGGGAUAUCGCCUGUGGCAGCUCCCACAGUGCAGCCAUCACCUCCAGUGGGGAGCUGUACAGCUGGGGCUUGGGGGAGUACGGGAGACUGGGCCAUGGUGACAAUACCACCCAGCUCAGGCCCAAACUGGUGAAGGUGCUCCUAGGCCACCGUGUCGUGCAGGUGGCCUGUGGGAGUAGGGACGCUCAAACAUUGGCCUUAACUGAUGAAGGCCUGGUGUUCUCCUGGGGCGACGGGGACUUUGGGAAGCUCGGACGGGGCGGCAGCGAGGGCUGUAAUAUCCCACAGAACAUUGAGAGGCUCAACGGGCAGAGCGUGUGUCAGAUUGAGUGUGGGGCCCAGUUCUCCCUGGCGCUCACCAAGUCCGGUGUGGUGUGGACUUGGGGGAAGGGCGACUACUUCAGGCUGGGCCACGGCACUGACGUCCACGUGCGCAAGCCCCAGAUGGUCGAGGGUCUGCGAGGGAAGAAGAUCAUCCAUGUGGCCGUGGGGGCCCUACACUGCUUGGCUGUCACUGACACCGGACAGGUGUACGCUUGGGGAGACAACGACCAUGGGCAGCAGGGAAAUGGCACCACCACGGUGAACCGGAAGCCCACUUUAGUGCAAGGCCUCGAGGGCCAGAAGAUCACACGUGUAGCCUGCGGCUCCUCACACAGCGUGGCCUGGACCACCGUGGACGUCACCACUCCCUCUGUGCACGAGCCCGUCCUCUUCCAGACCGCCAGGGACUCCCUGGGAGCCUCGUACCUGGGUGUGCAGUCAGAUGGCGACUCGUCGAGUGCCAACAACAAAAUCAGCGGGCAGAGCAACGCCAAGCCCCACCGGCCGUCGCUGGCUAAGAUCCUGCUGUCGCUGGAUGGCAGCUUGGCCAAACAGCAGGCCCUGUCCCACGUGCUGUCCGCCCUGCAGAUCAUGUAUGCCAGAGAUGCUGUGGUGGGCGCCUUGAUGCCCGCCUGUAUGAUCAUGCCCGUGGAGUGUCCCUCCAGCUCCCCCGUGCCCCCUUCCGACUCCUCCGCGGCCUCCAGCCCCUAUGAGGCAGAGCGCUCCCCGGUGGUCCCCGAGUCAGAGGAGCGACACAGUCCCAGCCCUUGGCAGGAGAGGAGAGGAGAGGUGACGUCUUCAGAGGACGCCAUGACCCCUUCGUCUGCGGUGACCCCCUCUGCGUCGGCAGCAUCCUCCCGCCCCUUCAUUCCCGUCACCGAUGACCCCGGGGCCGCCAGUAUCAUCGCAGAGACAAUGACCAAAACCAAAGAGGAUUCUGAGAGCCAGAGCAAAGCGGCAGGUCCUGAGCCACAGUACCUGGACGAGUUCACCAGCCUGCUGGUGCCGGACGACACCCGCGUGAUGGUGGAUCUGCUCAAACUGGCUGUGUCCCUGCGCUCUGGAGAGCGGGGCAAGGAGGUGCUGUCGGCCGUGCUGUCUGGCAUGGGCACAGAAUACCCGCAGGUAGCAGAUGUGCUGUUGGAACUCUGCGUGACGGAGCUGGAGGACGUGGCCACUGACUCCCAGAGCGGCCGCCUAUCCUCUCAGCCCGUGGUGGUGGAGAGCAGCCACCCCUACACUGACGAUACCUCCACCAGCGGCACGGUCAAGAUCCCAGGUGCAGAGGGGCUGAGAGUAGAGUUUGAUCGCCAGUGCUCUACCGAAAGGCGGCAUGACCCACUCACCAUUAUGGACGGGGCCAAUAGGAUCGUGUCUGUCCGAUCAGGGCGCGAGUGGUCCGACUGGUCCAGCGAGCUGCGCAUCCCAGGGGACGAGCUGAAGUGGAAGUUUACCAGCGACGGCUCCGUCAAUGGCUGGGGGUGGCGCUUCACCGUGUAUCCCAUCAUGCCUGCGGCCGGACCCAAGGACCUGCUGUCGGACCGCUGCAUCCUGUCCUGUCCGUCCAUGGAUCUGGUCACCUGCCUGCUGGACUUCAGGCUGAACCUGGCCUCUAACCGGAGCAUCGUGCCACGGCUGGCUGCCUCACUGGCUGCCUGUGCGCAGCUGAGCGCUCUGGCGGCCGGCCAUCGCAUGUGGGCUUUGCAGCGGCUGCGCAAACUGCUCACCACCGAGUUUGGCCAGUCGAUCAACAUCAACAGGUUGCUGGGAGACGGCGAUGGAGAGCCGCGAUCUGUGAGCUUCACAGGCAGUGCUCUGGCAGCGCUGGUGAAGGGGCUUCCCGAGGCUCUUCAGAGGCAGUACGAGUAUGAGGACCCUAUCGUGAGGGGGGGCAAGCAGCUGCUCCACAGCCCCUUCUUCAAGGUGCUGGUGGCGUUGGCCUGUGACCUGGAGCUGGACACCUUGCCAUGCUGUGCCGAAACGCACAAGUGGGCCUGGUUCCGGAGAUACUGCACCGCAUCUAGGGUGGCCGUGGCCCUGGACAAGAGGACCCCUUUGCCUCGCCCCUUUCUGGAUGAGGUGGCCAAGAAGAUCCGGGAGCUAAUGGCGGAUCACGAAAGCAUGAACACGCUGCACGAGAGCCAUGAGGUGUUCAGGCGGGAGCAGGACGAGCAGCUGGUGCAGUGGAUGAACAGACGUCCUGACGACUGGACUCUGUCUGCCGGCGGAAGCGGCACCAUCUACGGCUGGGGGCACAACCACCGCGGGCAGCUGGGCGGCAUCGAGGGUGCCAAGGUGAAGGUGCCCACGCCCACGGAGGCCCUGGCCAUGCUGCGGCCCGUGCAGCUGAUUGGAGGGGAGCAGACUCUGUUUGCUGUGACGGCCGAUGGCAAGCUCUAUGCCACUGGGUACGGCGCCGGCGGGCGGCUUGGAAUCGGCGGCACCGAGUCUGUGUCCACGCCCACCCUUCUGGAGUCCAUCCAGCAUGUCUUCAUCCGCAAGGUGGCGGUGAACUCCGGAGGCAAGCACUGCCUCGCGCUGUCCUCCGAGGGCGAAGUCUACUCCUGGGGAGAGGCGGAGGACGGCAAGCUGGGCCACGGCAACAGGAGCCCAUGUGACCGGCCCCGUGUGAUCGAGUCCCUGCGUGGCGUGGAGGUGGUGGACAUUGCGGCUGGUGGUGCCCACAGCGCCUGCAUCACCGCCAGCGGGGAGCUCUACACUUGGGGCAAGGGCCGCUACGGCCGGCUGGGCCACGGCGACAGUGAGGACCAGCUCAAGCCCAAACUGGUGGACGCUCUGCAGGGCCACCGCGUCAUCGACGUGGCGUGUGGCAGUGGUGACGCCCAGACGCUGUGUCUGACUGAUGAUGACAUGGUGUGGUCCUGGGGGGAUGGUGACUACGGCAAGCUGGGGCGCGGGGGCAGUGAUGGCUGCAAGGUGCCCAUGAAGAUCGACUCCCUCACGGGGCUGGGCGUGGUCAAGGUGGAGUGUGGCUCCCAGUUUUCUGUUGCGCUCACCAGGUCUGGCUCCGUCUACACAUGGGGGAAAGGGGACUACCACCGGCUGGGUCACGGAUCCGACGACCACGUGCGUCGCCCACGGCAGGUCCAGGGCCUGCAGGGCAAGAAGGUGAUCGCCAUCGCCACUGGAUCCCUGCACUGCGUCUGCUGUGCGGAGGACGGGGAAGUGUACACCUGGGGCGAUAACGACGAGGGCCAGCUGGGCGACGGCACCACCAACGCCAUCACAAGGCCGCGGCUUGUAGCGGCACUGCAGGGCAAGAAAGUCAACCGGGUGGCCUGUGGUUCUGCACACACGCUGGCCUGGUCUACCAGCAAGCCCGCUAAUGCUGGCAAGCUCCCGGCGCAGGUUCCCAUGGAGUACAACCACCUGCAGGAGAUUCCCAUCAUUGCCCUGCGUAACAGGCUGCUGCUCCUGCACCACAUCUCUGAGCUCUUCUGCCCCUGCAUGCCCAUGUUUGACCUGGAGGGCCGGCUGGGGCAGGCGGGACAGGGGCCCUCUGUGGGGUUCGACACGCUAAGGGGUAUCCUCAUCUCCCAGGGCAAGGAAGCAGCGUUCCGCAAGGUGGUCCAGGCAACGAUGGUGCGAGACAGGCAGCACGGGCCUGUGGUGGAGCUGAACCGGAUCCAGGUGAAACGCUCUCGGAGCAAAGGGGGCCUGGCUGGACCAGACGGAACCAAGUCGGUCUUUGGGCAGAUGUGCGCCAAGAUGAGCUCGUUCAGCCCCGACAGCCUGCUGCUUCCCCACCGUGUGUGGAAAGUCAAGUUUGUGGGCGAGUCCGUGGACGACUGCGGCGGGGGCUACAGCGAGUCCAUCGCCGAAAUGUGUGAGGAGCUGCAGAACGGCCUCACGCCGCUGCUCAUCGUUACGCCCAACGGGCGCGACGAGUCGGGUGCCAACCGCGACUGCUUCCUGCUCAGCCCCGCCGCCAGGUCGCCGCUGCACAUGAACAUGUUCCGCUUCUUGGGCGUCCUACUGGGCAUCGCCAUCCGCACCGGCAGCCCCCUGAGCCUGAAUCUGGCCGAGCCGGUGUGGAAGCAGUUGGCCGGCAUGAACCUGACCAUUGCUGACCUCAGUGAGGUUGAUAAGGACUUCAUCCCUGGCUUGAUGUACAUCCGCGAUAACGAGGCCACCUCCGAGGAGUUUGAGGCCAUGACCCUGCCCUUCACCGUGCCCAGUGCCAGCGGCCAGGACAUCCAGCUCAGCUCCAAGUACUCCCACAUCACGUUGGACAACCGUGCCGAGUAUGUGCGCCUAGCAAUAAACUACAGGCUCCAUGAGUUUGACGAGCAGGUGUCGGCCGUGCGGGAGGGCAUGGCCCGUGUGGCGCCGGUGCCGCUGCUGUCUCUCUUCACGGGCUACGAGCUGGAAACCAUGGUCUGCGGCAGCCCAGACAUCCCGCUGCACCUCCUCAAGUCGGUGGCCACCUACAAGGGUGUGGAGCCCACCGUGCCCCUCAUCCAGUGGUUCUGGGAGGUGAUGGAGUCCUUCUCCAACACGGAACGCUCUCUCUUUCUGCGCUUCGUUUGGGGCCGGACCCGACUGCCCAGGACCAUCGCAGACUUCCGUGGGCGAGACUUCGUGGUUCAGGUGCUGGACAAAUACAACCCGCCCGAUCACUUCCUGCCGGAAUCCUACACCUGCUUCUUCCUGCUGAAGCUGCCCAGGUAUUCCUGCAGGCAGGUGCUGGAAGAGAAGCUGAAGUACGCCAUACACUUCUGCAAGUCCAUAGACACUGACGACUAUGCACGCAUUGCGCUGACCGGCGAGCCGGCGGCCGACGACAGCAGCGAGGACUCCGACAACGAGGACGCCGAUUCCUUCGCCUCGGACUCCACACAGGACUACUUAACCGGGCACUGAGGAAGCUCCUGCUGACCUAUGACCUUUGACCCUCGACUCGCUGAAGGCCCGGCAGUCCUGCUACGAAGCUGUCACCCCCCCCCCCCCCCCCCAAGCCGAAUAAUGUCCAUUUUAUUCACAUUUCUUACUACUUAAACUAGCUAAAUAACUUCUGUAAAUCAUAAUGUGCAGUUAGCAUUGAAGGCACUGUAACUUGGAGCAAAAAGUAGGUUUUUUUCUUAAGAAAAAAAAAAAUUAUAUAUAUAUGGUGGGUGAUUGGAGAGGUUGCGGAGAUCAACAUUGUGUUUACUAAUGCCAUGUGUAUAGGUUAUGAAACGACAUCAGUGGGGCAUCCAAAUUAGGGCAUUUCGCCUUGCACUGUGGUAGAAUCGUCUGGGUUUCUUCCCCUUUGUGACUUUUACCUGACCUUGAUAUGUUGUACGUUUCAGAUAUACAAUGAGAACACUAGUAUUUUAAAUAUAUAUUUUUGUUGGUAAUAGCAGUGUUUCUUUAAAACACCCUUUUUGACUAUGAAGCUGUCGGCGUUUCUCACUCGAGCCGCGUGAGAUACAGCCCCACCCCCCCCCUCCCCGCCUUUGUCGUUUUAAAGAUGUCCGUCACUGUAGUUGUCCACUUACCGUUUGUGUUACGCACUGUUCUCCUUGGGGAAUGUAUAUAUUAUGAUUGUGCCAUGUAUCCAUGAUCAGUGUCCAUUUCUUGUGAAUAAAUAGGUUUCAAUGCAAAAGAGAA